CUAUUAUAGACGACGCGGCGUCGUGGCGGCGCUAAGAUCGUACAAAUAUUUAUGGUGUUCAGUGCGGUUCCACGUUCGGUCGAAAAUGGCGGCCGGUCCGAUAGCGGAACGCAAUCAAGAUGCAACGAUUUAUGUCGGAGGCUUGGAUGACAAAGUCUCCGAGUCCCUUUUGUGGGAAUUGUUUGUACAGUCUGGACCUGUUGUCAACGUUCACAUGCCAAAAGACAGGGUGACGCAGAUGCAUCAAGGAUAUGGAUUUGUUGAAUUCAUGGGAGAGGAAGAUGCUGAUUAUGCCAUUAAAAUCAUGAACAUGAUUAAACUCUAUGGCAAGCCCAUACGGGUAAAUAAAGCUAGUGCACAUCAAAAGAAUCUUGAUGUUGGAGCCAAUAUUUUUAUUGGUAAUCUUGAUCCUGAAGUUGACGAAAAGUUACUUUAUGAUACAUUCAGCGCAUUUGGAGUUAUCCUUCAAACACCAAAGAUUAUGAGAGAUCCGGAAACAGGCAAUUCAAAGGGCUUUGCCUUCAUAAAUUUUGCGUCCUUCGAUGCAAGUGACGCAAGUAUAGAAGCCAUGAAUGGCCAGUAUCUUUGCAAUCGACCGAUUUCCGUAUCCUACGCCUUCAAACGCGACGCGAAGGGCGAGCGUCACGGAAGCGCAGCUGAACGUCUCCUUGCCGCGCAGAACCCACUCAGCCAGGCGGACAGGCCUCACCAACUGUUCGCGGACGCGCCACCUCUGAUUCCCACGUCAAUGCCAAACGUCGGCAUGCCUCAGCCGCAUCCUCAGCAUCACAUGAUGCACGGCAUGGUUAUGCCACCGCCUCCACCACCGUCAGCACCGGUACCACCGAUGGGUCACCCACCACCACCACCGGUACCACCGCCGCCGACGGGAUUCCCGGCAAACAUCCCGCCGCCACCGUUGCCACCUAUGCCCAACAUGCCAUCGCAUCCGCCAUUACCUCCGGGUAUGCCUCCACCACUUCCACCCAUGCCGAAUCAGCAAGGUCAGCAACAGAGGAUGAUGCCACCCACGCACUGGGCCCAACAAGGUCAAUUCCCACCGCCACCACCACCGGGCGGUGGAGCCCCUCCGCAGUUUGGACAGUUCCAGCCACCGCUGCCUAGAGCCCCACCAGGUUGGAGGCAUCCCCAUCCGCCGCCGCCUUUCCCGCCCAGAGGACCACCGCCACCACCACCUCCUCAAGAGGGACAGCAGUUCCAAUAAGUUCGGCGAGAAACGUGCGAUCGAUUUCUGUGAAACGCUAAAGAGACACUUGUAUUUUCCGUUAGAUUUAAGUUGUGGAUGCCGAGAACGAUAAAUUAAUUCUUAGAAAUAAAUUUGUAUACCAUUGACAACGUGACUAUAUGACUUUUUUUUAGAUCCGUUUCGAUUUCAAAGUCCAGCUAUGACUAUUAGUUUGAACCUUUUUUGUUUGUUGUGAACACUGGACAAUUAUUGAAAAAUCAGCUAGAUAAAGAUUUUAUUUGACGAACCACAUCGAUAGCCAAACUGUUAUUUACAAUAUUUUUCUACUCGACGUGAAUAAACUGUAAUAUAAGCGA
This is a messenger RNA of Nasonia vitripennis (jewel wasp), 1563 nucleotides long. It is a transcript of the gene Spx, whose product is annotated as splicing factor 3B subunit 4. Gene Ontology annotation, biological process: positive regulation of mRNA splicing, via spliceosome. The transcript has 4 exons. Gene Ontology annotation, molecular function: RNA binding. Gene Ontology annotation, cellular component: U12-type spliceosomal complex; nucleolus. Bases 86 to 1225 code for a protein of 379 amino acids. Lineage: Eukaryota; Metazoa; Arthropoda; Insecta; Hymenoptera; Pteromalidae. The record is from RefSeq and is a predicted model, not a curated record.